Messenger RNA from Tribolium madens (black flour beetle), 1704 nucleotides. It is a transcript of the gene Mob2, whose product is annotated as MOB kinase activator-like 2. NCBI's taxonomy places the organism in Eukaryota, Metazoa, Arthropoda, Insecta, Coleoptera, Tenebrionidae. The transcript has 6 exons. The record is from RefSeq and is a predicted model, not a curated record. Gene Ontology annotation, molecular function: protein kinase activator activity. Gene Ontology annotation, cellular component: cytoplasm; nucleus. Gene Ontology annotation, biological process: signal transduction; positive regulation of protein phosphorylation. The coding region runs from base 328 to 1050 and encodes 240 amino acids.
UGGCAGUAGUGUCAGAUAAUAAAUAUGGAGUUAUUUGCAAACGAAGAAAAUGACUUGGUUUUUCUCAAAUGAUUGAACUUUAUUGAUAGAAACGGUUUAAAGUACGAAUAGUGCAACGUAUGUUUCGUUUCAGUGCAAUAACAGUCGAAACAUAAAGUGUAUUAUUGCUGACAUUUGUUAUUUGGUUGGCGAACGUAAAAAAUCUCUUUGGAUUCAAGCGAAAUUUGGAUUUUUAGGUGGGAAUUUGGUCUUUGGUCUUAAAGUGGCAUUGAAUUAAUCAAACUGGAGCGUUUACCGGAAUAUCUCCGCGAUACCGUGGAUUGGUUCAUGGGAAAAGCAAGACGCAAGGAAAAAGAAGGAAAUGAAUCAUCAUCUUCUAGCGAUUCCAAGCUUUAUCUAGAGGCUACUGUUCUUGAAAGAAAACUUCCAGAUAUGGAUAUGAGACUGUUGGUCGAUUUGCCUGCUGGGUUAGACUAUAAUGAAUGGUUGGCAUCACAUACAAUGGCUCUUUUUGAUCACGUGAAUUUAGUUUAUGGUACAAUUAGUGAAUUUUGCACUCAGUCUGGUUGUCCAGAUAUGACUGGUCCUGGUCAAAGGACUUACUUGUGGUUCGACGAAAAAGGGAAGAAAACAAGAGUAGCUGCUCCACAAUAUAUAGAUUAUGUAAUGACAUUUAUUCAGAAAACUAUAACAGAUGAGAAUAUUUUUCCUACAAAAUACGCAAAUGAAUUUCCUUCAUCGUUCGAGUCAAUAGUGCGAAAAAUCGUCCGUCUGUUGUUUCACGUYGUGGCGCAUUUAUAUUCGGCUCAUUUUAAAGAAGUGGUUAUGUUAGGUUUGCAUGCGCAUUUAAAUCUAACAUUCGCACAUAUGACGGCGCUUCAGCAUCGUUUCUCUUUAAUCGAACCCAAAGAAACAGAAGUAUUGAAAGAUUUGGAAAUUGCUCUUCGAUUGACAGAAGACAGUAGUCAAGAAUCAGCGAAUAAUAACGAGAGAGGGGGUGAAAUGACAUCGGAAAGCGACGUUAAAACACACUUAGAUGAUACAGCAUAAAAAAAUGUUGAUUUUUAGGUGGGGACAAUAAAUCGUAGUUUGCCAUGAUGGUGAAUAUAGAGCUUUCGAAUAUAAUGUAUGUGAUGUAAGACGACGCCCCAACAAAAAAAAAACAUACUUUGAACCACUUAGCUCAUGUGAUUAUGACACAACAGUGACUUGGUUUUUAUUUCAAUAAUUUUUCGUUUUCUAGCGCACAUUUUAUUUAUUGUUUUAUUUUUUAUUUAUAUAUAGUGUAAAUACUUCCAGUAAUGCGCAAGAAAGUUGAUGAUUUUGUCAAGUAGAAAAGAAUUGAAGAAAUCAAUUAUUUAAAUUAAUGAAAAUAGGCUGUACUUAAAGAGGGAGCACUUAUCUUUCUUGAUUUUCUUUCACAUUUCAAAUAAAUGUUAUCGAUUAUGUCAUAAAAAUCGCAUUAAAUAUGCACAUUUCUUGCAUCAAUAAUAAAUUGUUUCUUGACACCUUUUUUCUUUUUGUUGUGAUCUAUCUAUAAAGAGGCAUUUCAAUUAUUUUCUGUACAGUGUUAAAAUUGUUCCUGAAGCUGAUGUAUAUAAAAUGUAUAAUGAAUUUUAGUUUGUUAUUUAUUAGAUUCUGUAAUGGCUAUAGAAAAUAGCAUUUGUUGAAAUUGAUAAAUAAUAAAUCACCUAAUGUUACAUA